Xylona heveae TC161 is the source of this 1221-nucleotide messenger RNA. RefSeq names its product putative mitochondrial ferrochelatase. The transcript is spliced from 3 exons. Bases 19 to 1119 code for a protein of 366 amino acids. Gene Ontology annotation, biological process: heme biosynthetic process. The record is from RefSeq and is a predicted model, not a curated record. Gene Ontology annotation, molecular function: protoporphyrin ferrochelatase activity. NCBI's taxonomy places the organism in Eukaryota, Fungi, Ascomycota, Xylonomycetes, Xylonales, Xylonaceae.
UCUAAAGGGCCCACUGCGAUGGUGUUCAUGAACAUGGGAGGUCCAUCGACAACUGAAGAGGUUGAAGAUUUUCUGAGCAGGCUGUUUGCCGAUGGCGACUUAAUUCCACUUGGGCGUUUCCAGAAGUACCUUGGGCCUCUUAUUGCUAAGCGUCGGACUCCUAAAAUCGAAGCCCAAUACGCCGCAAUUGGCGGCGGCUCUCCAAUUAGAAAAUGGUCGGAAUACCAGUGCGAGGAAAUGUGCAAGAUUCUCGAUAAAAUCUCACCGGAGACGGCCCCGCACAAACCAUAUGUCGCUUUCAGAUAUGCCAACCCCCUAACGGAGGAAAUGUACUCCAAACUCUUUGAAGAUGGAUUCGGCCAGGGAAAGGGUGGCCGCGCAGUCGCUUUCACACAGUAUCCCCAAUAUUCUUGUUCGACUACAGGGAGCUCAUUGAACGAGCUAUGGAAAUGGAGGCAGAGACUGGAGGGAAAGAGAGCAACUGGAGAGAUGAACCCGCCGGGCGCUAUUGACUGGAGUGUGAUUGAUCGAUGGCCCGCGCAUCCCGGCCUGGUCGAAGCAUUUGCGGAAAAUAUUGAAGCUCAGCUUUCAACUUAUCCAGAAGACAAGAGGAAGGACGUCGUCCUUCUUUUCUCUGCGCAUAGUCUCCCCAUGAGCGUCGUGAAUCGAGGAGAUCCGUAUCCAGCAGAGGUUGCAGCAACCGUAUACGCCGUCAUGCAGCGCCUCAAAUUCUCCAAUCCUUACCGGUUGGUUUGGCAGUCACAAGUCGGACCCUCGGCUUGGUUGGGUGCCCAGACCAGCGAUGUUGUUGAAGAAUAUAUUCACAAGGGACAGACGGAUAUGGUCUUGGUUCCCAUUGCGUUUACUAGCGAUCACAUUGAAACACUCUACGAGCUCGAUCAAGAAGUCAUCGGGGAGGCCGGGCAGGAAGGAAUCAAGCGCGCAGAGAGCUUGAAUGGCAGCCCUACGUUUAUCAGAGCGCUUGCUGACAUCGCCCGCGAGCAUCUCCAGUCAGGGAUAGUAUGUUCGAGCCAGAUGGGCCUAAGAUGCCCGGGCUGUAAAAGCGAACGGUGCUUGGAGCAAAAGAAGUUCUUUUUGGGACGAAGCGAUCUACCCUGAUAUUAUCAUUCAUAGUAAUCUUAGAAACUGUAUAUUAGCACGUGAAGAAUAUUCAUAUUAUACAUAAUUUUUUUUAUAGGCUUUACUACUCGUUAUCCUGCU